Messenger RNA from Humulus lupulus (European hop), 3604 nucleotides. RefSeq lists its product as uncharacterized. The coding region runs from base 2826 to 3305 and encodes 159 amino acids. Lineage: Eukaryota; Viridiplantae; Streptophyta; Magnoliopsida; Rosales; Cannabaceae. The transcript is spliced from 2 exons. The record is from RefSeq and is a predicted model, not a curated record.
UUUCUUUCUCCCAAAAGGUAUCUUCUUCUUCUCUUCUACUACCUGUGCACAAAUCAGAUUUCCUUCAUCUUCUUUUGGCAUAUGUGUAAAUCUUGCUACUUUUUUUUUUUACAAAAAGGUGUGAUUUUCAAUUGUUUCAAAUUUUUAAAAGGCUCACUGCCCUGUUUUCGGUUCAUCUCGAGGUUGUAUAAGGUAUUUUUUUGGUUUUUUUUUACUUGUGUUCAUAUCUCUUUACAGAAGAAUAUUUUUUGGAGUAAAUCUGUUACAAAUAGAAGUAUAUUGGUGCUCAUAGCAGUAGUUUAUGUUGCUUAACUGCUUUUUUUUAUCUGUUGUUCAUCUAUUUUUUGUCAUUUACUUUGCUACUAUUUUUAUUUAAGUGAAUCUACUUUAGUAUUUAUAAGGAUAUAUAUAUAUAUAUAUUAAAGGAACCACUUCAUUACACAAAGGAACUCUCCAAUCCGACGAUGAGCAUAAAUUUUAAUAAAUUUUUUUAGCUUCUCUAACUUAUAAAGCUCUUCUUUUACUACUUUUCAUGAAUGUCAUAUAUAUAUAUAUAUAUAAUGAUUUAGGAGAUAAAAAGAGUAGUACUACUAUAUAUAUGUAUGUAUGUGUUUGCCUUGCACCUCAGACUUAUUUUUAGUUGAAAUAGAGUUUCUGUUUUUCUUUUUUUGUAAAGAAGAUGGGUUGGUCUUUUAGUUUUAGUUGAAUUAUAUGCUUAUAUCUUCACUAGUUUUAGCCUUAUUGCAAUAAUAAGUCCCAAAUAGAUAUAUAUAUAUAUAUGUUGUCAUUUAACUAUUAUGAUAUAAUUUUACAAUAAUAAUUUGGCGGUGAUGAAACUAUUAAGCUUAUGAAAUUUUACUUUGACAUUAUGCUUGUAGGAAAUUUAUUUCAAAAUGGCUCAUCUAAAUAUAGCGAAACAUCAAAAUGUGAGAAAGAAGGAAUUGAAUGCUGCCUUUAUGCAUUGGUUGAAUAUUAUGAAUGUAGUACAAUGGUUUUUUAAGUUAAUAACAAAUAUCUUAAGGGGAAUGGUCGAAUCAAAUAAUUUACAAUAAAAUAUAUAUGUAUUGAAUGUCUUUAUAAAUAGCAAAUUGUCCAUCGUUUGGUGUAUGAAAGUGAUGUUACUUCCCUAGAUCAACUUAGAAUGACUAGGAAUGUGUUUACUUGUUUAUGCACAAUGCUUGAGAAUGUAGGAGGAUUACAACCAUCUAAAUAUUUGGUAGUGGGUGAACAAGUUGCAAUGUUUUUACACAUAACAGAUCAUCAUUGCAAAAAUAGAGUUCUUAAAUUUAGAUUCAUGAGAUCUAGAGAGACAGUUAGUAGAUAUUUUCACAAUGUUUUGCAUGCUGUCAUACGUCUACACAAAGAGUUAUUAGUAAAGCCUGAGCCGAUUCCUGAGAAUUCUACUGAUGAGAGAUGGAAAUGGUUUAAGGUAAUAUAUAUGAAACUUUGAGUUGCAAAUAAAUAAAUCAUGACAUACAGUAGGUAUCUAAUCAAUUAUUUUGUUUUUUUUUCUUAUGGUAGAACUGUUUAGGGGCAUUAGAUGGAAUCUAUAUUAGGGUGAGAGUUCCAGUAGCAGAUAGACCUAAAUAUCGUAAUCGAAAGCAUGAGAUUGCUACUAAUGUUCUGGGAGUUUGUUCUCAAGACAUGUAAUUUAUAUAUGUUUUACCUGGGUGGGAAGGCUCAGCAGCUGAUGGUAGAGUACUUCGUGAUGCUUUACUUAGAAAUCAUUGUUUGCAUGCUCCAAAUGGUAUGAUUAAUUAAUUGUUCAUAUGAUGUAGUAUAAGCAUUAUUCACCACAACUUCAAUUAGAAGUAAUUUUUAUAAUAUUUCAUAAUUAUAUAGGUAAUUAUUAUCUUGUGGAUGCUGGUUAUGCAAAUUGCAAGGGGUUUCUUGUUCUUUUUUGUGGACAAUGGUACCAUCUAAGUCAAUGGAAGGAGGGUCGUCAACCGAAUAAUCCAAAAGAAUUUUUUAAUAUGAAGCAUUCCGCGGCAAGAAAUGUGAUUGAAAAAUGCUUUGGUGUCUUGAAAAAUCGUUGGGCAAUCCUUAGAAGUCCUUCAUUUUAUCCCAUAAAGAUUCAAACUCAAAUCAUUAUGGCAUGUUGUUUGUUACAUAAUUUUAUUAGUAAUGAAAUUCCCAAUGACCCUUUCGAUAUAUUAUCACAAGAGUCACGACCAAAUGAUCAAGUUACUCUUGAUGAUGAUAACGAUGGAAUUACUAGAAUUGAACCUUCUGAUGAAUUGAGUGCUUGGAGAAUGAGUUUAGCAGAAGAAAUGUAUAAUGAGUGGAGGCAACGUAGGCAUGCAAAUUAGGAUGUACUAUGACAUUGUGUGUUUGGUUAUUUAUUUAUUUUAUAUAAAAUUGUAAUCGUGCAUUAUGGCAAUUGGAUAAUAUGUUGGUAAACUUGUUCUUGUUUUAAAAAAUAAUACUUGUGAUUGUGUUUAUAAUAUUAUUCCAAUGUUAUUAUUGUAUAGAUUGUUGUUAUUAUUAGAUGGAUUCUUCAAGAGGUAAAGGUUCAGGACAAAACAAGAGAUUUUGGACUGACGAUGAAGAUACCAAAUUGAUUGAAUCACUUUUAGAAAUGCACAAUGAAGGAACAUUCAAAGCUAAAGGGAAUUUCAAACCAGGACACUUGAGAGCUCUUGAAUAGGCAUUAGCAACUAAAUUACCUGGACGUGACAUACAAGCCAAACCACAUAUUGAGUCACGCAUGAAAACUUUAUAGACACAUUUUCAAGUUGUUCACGAGAUGUUAACUGGACCAAAUUGCAGUGGGUUUGGUUGGGAUCCAGACAAGAAGAUGGUGACAGCAGGAAAACCAGUGUGGGAUGCAUAUUUACAGCCAUAAAGAGGCAGCACCAUUCAAGAAUAAGAUGUUUCCUUAUUAUGAAGAUUUGUGCACAAUUUUUGGGAGAGAUCGUGCUACUGGAAAACAUGCUGAGGCUCCAGCUGAUGUAGAAGAAAAUGAGAAAGAAGAUAAUGUUAAUGUGGAUGAGGAUAACUUCAACUUUUUUGAUACCAUGGGCGAUACAUAUGUUGAAAAUGGAGAGUCUAUGUCAUUUUCACAAGUGCAAAAUGGACCAAGAGCACCCCCAACCCAAUCAUAUGGCUCAUUAAAGAGAAAACGAAAGAGUGAAAGUUAUGGAGAUAUUGCUGAGGCAAUUAAGGAUGCUUCACAAUUCACUGGAGAAAAAAUAGAAAUGUCAUAUGUUCGACUAAGUCAUGCAAUUGGUGAGGAAAUGAACGACAAAAAUAUGCGACUCAAUGAAGAGAUAAACCACAUUGCUUUCUAUGGUGGACCGUCAUAGAGCUGCACGUAUGAUCUUAAGUGAUAAUGCUCUUGUUUCAUUCUUCUUUAGUCUUCCUGAUGAAGAGAAAGAUCAUUUGGUUAGAGCUUUGCUGGUUGGAGCUAUCUAAAAUGUGUCUGCUUAUAAUUUUUGGAAUUUUUUUGAAGGUCAUACUGAUUGGAGUUAUCUAAUUAGUAUCUACUGAUAACUUUUUGAGACCUUUUGCAUGGCAUUACCACUACACACACUUUUUAAUGUUAUCAUCACAUGGCAAUGAUCUAGUUAUGUAAUGUGUUCCAGACUUUGGACAAAAUUAUAUA